Lathyrus oleraceus (garden pea) is the source of this 495-nucleotide messenger RNA. RefSeq lists its product as uncharacterized. Lineage: Eukaryota; Viridiplantae; Streptophyta; Magnoliopsida; Fabales; Fabaceae. Bases 1 to 495 code for a protein of 164 amino acids. The transcript has a single exon. The record is from RefSeq and is a predicted model, not a curated record.
AUGGUUAUCGAAACUCCUGCUAAGGGUUCGGUGACUACUACUUCAGUUUGUUUGAAUUGUCCUCUGAUAAUCUUUGAUAAAGGUUUUGGCAUUGAUCUUAUUUUCUUGCCAUUGGAGAAUCUCGAUGUUAUCUUGGGGAUGAACUGGUUGGAGUUCAAUCAUGUUCAUAUCAAUUGUUAUAACAAGUCGGUGCGGUUUCUUACUCUUGGUGAGGAGGAAGAAGUUGAUUUCUUGUCUACUAGAGAGUUGAAUGAGCUUUUGGAAGAGGAAGCUCGGGUGUUUGUGUUAUUCACGGCGUUAUCUGCUAUGAGCCAGAUGGCGAUUGAUGAAUUACAGGUAGUGCAGGAUUUUCUAAAGGUGUUUCUAGAUGACAUUUCAGAUGUACCACCCGAGAGAGAGGUAGAGUUUUCUAUUGAUCAUAUCCCUGGUACCAGACCUGUUUCUAUGGCACCAUACAGGAUGUCUGCAUCGGAGUUAGAAGAGUUGAAUAAAUAA